GGCACCAGUACUUCAAAGCUCUGGCAAAGGAGGGACAAGAAUGAAGGGAGUGUCCUUUCCCAUGAUCUAUGUAAACUGGUGCCUUAUCCCCAUGUUGCAGAGGAACAAGCAAGGCGUUAGAGAAAUGAAGCGAGUUGCUCAACAUCAUAACAUCUAGGUUGGAUUAGAACCCAAGUCCCUUGACUCGGGGCCUGGCCCUGUGUACCACCCUGGCUGGAGUUCCUGGUAAGGAAGAACUUAACUGCAGGGCAAGAACUGUGUGGCACCGGGCCCCAGAGGGGAAGUGGUAACAGGGACGGAAGGCCAGGCCUCCUCACACUCACUCAUCUGUGAGAAAGCACAAAACCAAGAGAAACCUGGCCAGGGGCAGCUGCUCCACAGGACCUCUGAGCGGGACUGAGGGCCAGGUCUUGGGGUGCACUCAACACGGCUGAGACCAGACCCCAGUGUUCAGCCACUGGCAACCGCCUCACAUCUCCCCACUCUGGACAGUGACCACAUCUUGGCGACAACCAGUGCCUCAGCGAGCCACAGAUGCCAGCUACCACCAUCCCAGGGACGCUCUUCUAGGCUGCACUGUGCAUAGGAGCUGGGGAAGCCCGUGGAGAGACAGGGCCCAUGGAGGGAUGCCCAGAGACGGAGGCGGCCAACAGCUCCAUGGCCAACUUGGACUUCCACCCCAUGAAGCACUACAUGGUCCUGAGCGGGCCCCAGAGGGUAGCUGUCGCAGUGCUGUGCACGCUGCUGGGCCUGCUCAGCACCCUGGCGAACGCGGCCGCGCUCUAUCUGAUCCUAUCCUCCCACCGGCUCCGCCAGAAGCCCUCAUACCUGUUCAUCGGCAGCUUGGCUGGAGCCGACCUCCUCGCCAGUGCGAUCUUUGUCUGUAGCUUUGUCAAUUUCCACGUCUUCAGUGGUGUGGACUCCCAGGUUGUCUUCCUGCUGCAGAUCUGCAGCGUGACCAUGACCUUCACAGCCUCUGUGGGCAGCCUGCUGCUGACUGCCGUGGACCGCUACCUCUGUCUGCGCCACCCACAAACCUACAGAGAUCUGCUCACCCGUGGGAGGGCACUGGCGGCCCUGGGCGUCCUGUGGGUCCUCUCGGCGCUCGUCUCCUACCCGCCGCUCAUGGGAUGGAGCUGCUGUCCCAGUCUCUGCUCUGAACUUUUCCCAUUGAUCUCCAAUGACUACCUGCUGGGCUGGCUCCUGUUCAUUGCUGUCCUCUUCUCUGGCAUCAUCUACACCUACAGCCACGUCCUCUGGAAGGCCCAUCAGCAUGUAGCCAGCCUGGCUGAGCACCAGGACAAGCAGGUGCCAGGAAUGACCCGGAUGAGGCUGGACGUGAGGUUGGCCAAGACGCUGGGGCUAUUGCUGGCUGUGUUGUUCGUGUGCUGGUUCCCUGCCUUGGCCCUCAUGGUCUACAGCCUGGCUGCCAAGCUGAGUGACAAGGUCAAGAAAGUCUUCGCUUUCUUCUCCAUCCUGUGCCUCAUCAACUCCAUGGUGAACCCUGUCAUUUAUGCCCUGCGAAGCAGGGAAAUCCGCUCCUCUGCCCGGCACCGCCUGGCAGGCUGGAAGAAGUGCCUGAGGGGACUCGGGAUGGAGGGAAAAGAAGAAGCACCCAGGUCUUCCAUGAAGUCCUCCAUCACAGAGACAGAGGCCGACAUGAAAAUCACCACAGGCCUGGCUUCCAGAGAUCUGUUCUACUUAGAUUCCUGAUGAGGCCUCUUUCCCUAUCUUUAAGAAUCCAGGUCAGACAGCACAUCCCUCUCCGCAGAGGGAGAAGGGGACAGAGAAAGGGGCCGGCCCUGCCACCUUUCUUAAACCAGCCCCAGUGGGGGCACUGACACUUUGUGCUGAGGAGUGUGGCCGUGGCUCUGGGAGGACAGUCUAGCCAUGCUGCCUGCACACGGUCGUCAGGAGCACAGGGCCCAAGAAAGGCUCAGUUCACAUCAGUUCAAGAAACCUUCCCACCGCUGGCUUAGGGCUGGCAUCCUUCACAGGCCAUGGAGCACACAGGGAGCCCUCAGGGCUGGCGUGGAGGACUUGCAGGUGCUCCAAGCCCAAGAGUGCUCCUGGGAACUCGAAGUGUCAGGUGGGCUGUCCGGGCAUUGCCCACUCUUUUUUCAUUGUCAGGACCUCCUUAGUUCUGAAGCUAUGAAAGGCCCCGCCUUCAGGCAUCUGUCCCCCUAAGGACCAAGAACUGGGGUGUGAUGCGGAUGAAGGGUGUGACUUCCGUCUUUAGAGAUAAAUGGUGAGCCCUGCAUUCAGGGCAUCCUGCUGUUUGGGUAAGGGCCCUCCCAACCCCCUGAUAAUCCCUGUUCCCAGCACUGCGACCUCUGAGGUCCCUGGGGAACCCGGAGGAGGCUGGGGUCACAGAGAUACAGACUCUUCUGAAUAUUGUAGUGACACUAUGAUGUCCUGCUUGGUGGUGCUCCCGGGAAAAGGAAGCUACUUACAAAGGUCCUCUACACCCCAGAGUGUUCCCUCCCACCACCAUUCACCCUCUUUACAUGCUCCAUAUCCCUAUGAUGCAGGACAAGCCGGAGCAAGCUGGAGGAAGGGACAUUGCCUACCUCCUGGCAGGUGCAGGGCCAGGCUGCCACAGUCCAUUCACCCAGCAGGAACACAGCCUCACUUGUCUGAAGAUCUCGGGGCACCUGGAUUUUACAUAUCAGAGGGGCUGGCUUCCCUGCAGAAGGGUUUAAGAUAGGGGUGAGGGAAACUUGGUGGUGGGAAGGAUUGCAGAGGCAUUCUGACACCAUCACAAUAAAAGGAAAGACACUGA
This is a messenger RNA of Heterocephalus glaber (naked mole-rat), 2782 nucleotides long. It is a transcript of the gene Cnr2, whose product is annotated as cannabinoid receptor 2. Gene Ontology annotation, molecular function: cannabinoid receptor activity. NCBI's taxonomy places the organism in Eukaryota, Metazoa, Chordata, Mammalia, Rodentia, Bathyergidae. Gene Ontology annotation, cellular component: membrane. Gene Ontology annotation, biological process: G protein-coupled receptor signaling pathway. The record is from RefSeq and is a predicted model, not a curated record.